Chanos chanos (milkfish) is the source of this 3306-nucleotide messenger RNA. RefSeq names its product major vault protein (gene mvp). The record is from RefSeq and is a predicted model, not a curated record. Lineage: Eukaryota; Metazoa; Chordata; Actinopteri; Gonorynchiformes; Chanidae. The coding region runs from base 149 to 2752 and encodes 867 amino acids. The transcript is spliced from 18 exons. Gene Ontology annotation, cellular component: cytoplasm; nucleus.
CAGCUAGGAAGCGUUGUGUUCUGUCUACGGGACGAUUCAAGAGACCUUCUCUCCUGCUGUAUUAAGGAAAGGAGGUGCAUUCUGACCUCAAAUCCACAAGAAGGUCAUUUACAUCCUCUGCUUGUUUGCUGCAUUUCUGUCUGACAAGAUGGCAAAUAGAAAGGGCGCGACUAGAGGGCUGGAGGCUGAGGGGCCAACGGAUGCGUCAAUCAUCAGGAUCCCACCCCACCACUACAUUCAUGUGCUGGAUCAGAACACCAACAUCGCUCGGGUUGAGAUUGGCCCGCUCACCUACAUUCGCCAGGACAAUGAAAGAGUUCUUUUCAACCCAUUGCGAAUGACCAUGGUACCACCCCGUCAUUACUGUAUCGUGCUAAAUCCCGUCGCCCGUGACGAAGAAGGGCAGGUCCUGUUUGAUUCGUCAGGUCAGGCCAAGCUACGUCAUGCCGACCUGGAGAUUCGCCUCACCCAGGACCCUUUUCCCCUCUACCCUGGAGAAGAGAUGCAACAAGAUGUGACCCCACUGCAGGUUGUGUAUCCUGACACGGCCCUGCGUCUGCAGGCGCUGCUGGACUUUGAGGAGAAGAACGGCGAGAAGAGGGUGGCGGGAGAUGAAUGGUUGUUUGAGGGGCCAGGGACGUACAUCCCCAGAAAGGAGGUGGCGGUUCUGGAGACCAUUAAAGCCACGGUUAUCAGAGAGAAUCAGGCCAUCCGUCUCAGAGCGCGCAAAGAGGGAGUAGACCGCGGGGGCGUGCGCAGAGUCACAGGUGAGGAGUGGCAGGUGAGCAAGGUGGGAGCAUACUUGCCUGGAGCACACGAGGAGGUUAUUGACAUCGUCAAUGCGUUUAUCCUUACUGACAAGAAAGCGCUGCACGUGCGGGCCUUGCGGCCUUUCCGGGAUCAAGGUGGGCGGGACCACCGCACCGGGGAGGAGUGGCUCGUGACUCUGGCCGACCGCGAGGCGCACAUCCCCUCGGUCGCCGAGGAGGUCGUCGGGGUGGUUGACGUGACGACGCUGAGCAGCAGGCAGUACUGUGUGGUUCUGGACCCCGUCGGCCCGGAUGGUAAACCACAGCUGGGACAGAAGAGAGUGGUGAAGGGUGAGCGUUCGUUCUUCCUGCGGCCGGGGGAGAGGCUCGAGAACGGUAUUCAGGACGUGUACGUGUUGUCAGAGGAGGAGGGGCUCCUUCUACGAGCCCAAGAUGAGGAUGAAGACCUGGAAGACGAGGAGAGGGAGGGGCUGUCCAGGAGGCGCACUAUCCAGCGUCGCCCGGGUGACCGCUGGAUGCUGCGUGGGCCAAUCGAGUACGUCCCACCGGCCACUGUGGAGGUGGUGCUACGGCGACAAGCCAUCCCCUUGGACGAAAACGAGGGGAUUUAUGUUCGAGACAUCAAAACUGGAAAAGUCCGCGCAGUCAUCGGCCACACCUACAUGCUGACACAGGAUGAGGAAUUGUGGGAGAAAGAGCUCCCCCCGAAUGUGGAGACGCUCCUGGCGUCCAAUCGGGACCCGCUGAGCGAUCGGUCAGAACGCAGGCAGAGGAGCGACGGUGACCAAAGAGACAAAACCAGGGUGGUGUCGUACCGCGUCCCCCACAAUGCAGCUGUGCAGGUCUACGACUACAGAGAGAAAAAGGCCAGAGUGGUGUUUGGCCCUGAGUUGGUGAUGCUGGGUCCAGAUGAACAGUUUACGGUUCUGUCUCUCUCCGGAGACAAACCCAAACGGGCCAACGUCAUCAAGGCCAUCUGCCUCUUGCUUGGACCCGACUUCUGCACCGACAUCAUAAACAUAGAAACAGCUGACCACGCCCGCCUGCAGCUUCAGCUUUCUUACAACUGGCACUUUGAUGUUAAGGACAAUUCAGACCGCGCCAAAGCUGCCGCUCUGUUCUCUGUGCCCGACUUUGUUGGCGACGCGUGCAAGGCCAUCGCGUCCAAGAUCAGGGGCGCGGUCGCCGGCGUGCAGUUCGACGACUUUCACAAGAACUCCAACCGCAUCAUCUGCUCCGCCGUUUUCGGCUUUGACGACAAAAUGGCACUGCGUUCCAGCCUGAAGUUCAGUCAGAACGGUCUGGUCAUCAGCAGUGUGGACAUCCAGACGGUUGAGCCGGUGGAUCAGAGAACCAGAGACGCCUUGCAGAAGAGCGUCCAGUUGGCCAUUGAGAUCACCACCAACUCGCAGGAGGCCACUGCACGACAUGAAGCAGAGCGUCUGGAGCAGGAGGCACGGGGUCGUCUGGAGAGACAGAAGAUCACGGAUCAGGCGGAGGCUGAGAGAGCCAGGAAAGAGCUGCUAGAGUUGGAGGCACUCAGUGCUGCAGUGGAGAGCACAGGAGCAGCGAAAGCAGAAGCCCAGUCCAGAGCCGAGGCUGCUCGCAUUCAGGGAGAAGCAGCAGUCAACGAAGCCAAGCUCAAAGCAGAGGCACUACGGAUAGAAGCGGAGGCAGAGCUACUUCGGCUGGAGAAGGCACGCGAACAGGAACUGAAAUAUAAGAAGGAGAUGGAUCAUCUGGAGGUGGAGAAACAGCAGAAGCUGGCCGAAAUCGAGAGCCAGCGCUUCAAACAGCUUGUGGAGAGUUUGGGAAGCAACACGCUGGCAGACAUAGCCAGAGCUGGACCAGAGCUACAGGUGAAGCUGCUGCAGUCUUUGGGUCUGAAGUCGACACUGAUCACAGAUGGCUCGACUCCAAUCAAUCUUUUCAAUACGGCCCAUGGCCUUCUCGGCACGCUGCAGGGCAAAGAGGGCGAGUGACGACUGACUGGAAACAUGAGCAAGAGCAAGAGUCAGACGUACAGUUACCGACGUUCGCGCUGUCUAUUCUUGUAACGGUCCCCCGACAAUAUCUGGAACACUGUUGAAUGUUGAGCCUGUUUUAGAAUGAUUGGUGUUGCCUUGCUAAAUUUACUGACGAACAAUAAAGCGUGACAACAGCCAGUAACGUGAAUUUUAAAGUCAGUUACGUUUUCAGAACAUUUACAAAAUACAUUACGUACAAAAUACGUAAGAAAUAUAUUCAACUUAUCUCAAGAAACGUACCUUGAACCCAUUCUCCCGCUAGUAAAUAAAUAAACGGUUUACAUGGUUACCUUUGAUAAGUUUACCUGUGAAAAAUUCUGUUCCCCAUCUCUUUUUCAAACUCACUGUCAGGAGUUUAUAAUGUCACAUUUAGAAUCUAGGAUGUGCCUAAAGUUAUGAGUUCAACGUGCCUUAUUGCGAUCGAAUGUGCUGAAUGCGUCUUCCCUGCAUCCUCGUGCUCAAUGCUUAGUACACUCUUGUUACUCUGUCAAACCAAACGCUGUUGCCUU